AAAAACAUAUAACUUCAGGAUGUGGGAGCUCUUUCUCCCAAGAAGGAUUCCAAGAACAGCUCAGCUAUGUUCCGUAUGCCACCUAUGUACCCCUAAUUAAUCAUUAAUUUGUCUUUCACUUACUUGCCUCUGAGAGCUCCCAGUGUAGUUCAUCAAGACCAGAUAAUAAAUGGUACAAGUACUUCAUCAUGUCCUGUGCUGCUGCAUCCAGGCUUGCUGUAAAUUUAAUCUUUUCCUCUGCCGAUCUAACAGCUGGCAUCUGAUUUCUCUACGUGUGGGUAGUAAGUGCAUCCCUUACAGCGUAUGAGGCUAAGGAAAAAUGAGUCUGUGAAGGCCUGAAGAACAGAAUGGGAAAAUUUCCAGUUCAUCCCUGCUAACUGGUUAUUACUGUCCUGACAAGGAAUCCUCAAAUUGUUUUUUCUCAGUCCAGUCUCAGUUGAAAACACUAAAACACCUCCACAGAUGACACGGGUCCAAAUUUCCUUGCACCAGCAUGGACACCUAGUACUAAAGACUCAGAUCUGGAGUGUCUUCCAUUGACGUCAGUGAGAGUAGAAGUAGACUAAGAGGAAAUUAUCUGUUUCUCCGCUUUUUAAUGAUAGGCCAGCCCAGGGAAGUUCUGAAACACAGGAAACACAUAUGCAAUACAGAGAAGCAAAUUUUCACUUUUAUCUGUAACAUGAGUCAUCCUAGGAGAACAGACUGCCUUCCUCAGGGCUUUUGGUCAGAGAUUUUUCAGAUAAUGCAUCCAUAUAACAUCUGAAGUCAUAGAUUUGGGAUGAGGGCACAACUAAUGGCAAGCAGUAGUGAAUUUCUCCUGUAACAAGAAAGGGGCGGGAGGGGGAACCCAACCUUUUUUCCUCUUUCCCUUUUUUUCUUUUUACCAGUUAAUUUGCAUCUUUAUCAGUGGGGAGCUGUAAGUGUUUGGAAAAGAAUGAAAGCAAAUCAUGAAACUGUGCGAGUGAAGGAGUUUCCAUUUUCUUUUGGCCUCACAGGGCACCAGGGAAAGUGUGGGGGUGGCAGGGUGCUGCUGCAGACACUGUCGUGUCGAUGGGGCUGGGAGAGCGGCUCCAAGCGAGGUUCAUCCACCAGUGGGUUCCUCCCCUCCCACCACCCUGGCUUAGACAUACCACCUGCACUGCAUCCGCCCUGCCAGUACCCCCUAGGUUAGACAGGACCCUGGGCAAACACCCUCCUACAUUUUUCUUCCCUGCUGCCACAAGCAAUCUGUCACUCCUCCCCUCAAACCACCCUCCACCUACAUAUAAAACGGUAACUGUAAGGAACGCCCUCUUCCCUCCCCACGGGUCUGUUCUUUGUGGGUGAAAAAUGCUGUCUUCCUAGAGAUCAGGUCACCCCUGAAUUGGGCUUUGAGACCCAAGCUGUUCGAUACCUUUUAGGACCACAGCUUGGAAAGCUCGGCUUGCAGAUCUAUUGUGUUAGGUUUUAAUUUGCAUAUAAUUGCACAUGUGCAGGUGGGAAGGGGCUAUUUGCUUCCCACUUGCUUUAAUAUGCCUCCCUUCCUAAGAGGACCGCUUCCUUCUCUUCCUGCUCUCAGCCUCCCACGCAUCCAGCAAUGAGAAAUGCUGCAGAAAACUGACCAGCUACCAACCCGCCCACCUGAGGAGGAGGAGCACUAGCAGCAGCAGCACAUUUCUCUCUCAGCUUUUUAAACACAGUUAAAAAGAGCUGUAGCGUGGGUGGAAAUAGCUGUAGGGAGUGUGUGUGGGAAUGGGGCCAGGAAAGUGAAUUUUCUGUUGGUAAGAUGGUUAACUUCUGGUGGACCAGAAAAAUCCGCCAAGGUUAUCUAACUGCUGAGGGUGUCUUUGGGUGUCUAAUUAGUUCUCUAAGGUUGAGUUUCCCAGGUCUGGAAAGAAUGAAACUGAGUCUCUUUUUCCCUGGUAGUGCAAGUGAUGGUACAGUGGCAGCCAGCGCUCACUCGGAAGCUUGCCUGCAAGACUUCAGGAGUCUGCUUAGCAAAUGAUGCUUGUAUUGCAUCCCGUUGUGUCAUCAUGUCUCUUGUUCUGUGCACAGUGUAUGUGCUUGAUUCUGUGAGAGUCAGAGCUGCUUGUAUGUAGGAAGAGAAAAAGGCAUGUGGUUUUCACACAGUGUGGGUCUGUAUUUCAAAAUACCAUUCCUAUUGGACCUCUUGAAAUAGCACUGUCCCAGAAUAUCAGUUAAUUCAAGAUUUACUCUAAAUUUGUGCUUCUAUAAGAAAUUAAAUUCAAGUUUAUUUAUGUUAACAGGAUGUUAUUUGAGGUGCUUUGCUUGUAUUACAUGAAAAUAGCAGUCAAAAAGUACAGGAAAAUAGAACUUGUAAGACUAGUGGUAUAGAGCACAAAGUGGUACUGCUGUUUCUUAAGAAAUCUCUCUGGUAGACUCCAAGAACCAAGGGUGCAGAACAGCUUUCAGGUUCUGACUUGGUUUGACUUAGCUAUCUGGAAUACAGGUUUUACAAUAUGUAGUACUAAUCAAACCUGGCUUAACUUUGAGUUAGUUGCAUGCAUUCUUCUCAUCCAAAACAAUUUUACUACCCAUAAAUUUAUUUUGACUACAUUUUUCACCAACACCAGACUUCCCGUGUAUACAUACAUUACUGAUGCAGAAUCUUGUACCAGGAUGUGGUCUGUAAUGAUUCAAAGAGAUGCAAUAACAGCCAAUUAAUGAAACGUGACUCUUAAGGUAUAGGAGGUUUUUUAAAAAUACUGCAUGGGGCAUGUAAUUUUCUCCUAGUGAGCAGAAACCUUCAACCUGUUAUUUGAAUGAUUUUAGCCCUGUGAAGUAACUUUCUUCAUGGAAAAGGAGUGCACGCUGGAGUGCGAAAUCCUGUCACAAGGCAACUUACCUUCCAGCCCAGAAAUAGCAGUUUGCUGGACCCAUUUCACAGACCAGCACUGCACAGAUACAGUGCAGUAGGGAACUAGGCUUACUGACUUCAGUGCCUCCCUUCCCCUGCACAAGCCUGUCUCCAGUAGCUCUGCACAUUUUACCCUAGCGUUGGAAUGAAAAAUGUAGGCAUAAUUCCUUACACUGAUCAGCUCAGAAACAAAGGAAGUUAUGAAUAAGGCUAAUUAACACAUUUGCAUGUGACACAGAAAGAUCAGCUGAUGGACUUAUGUUAGCGAGAGCUAGAGCAGUAUCAAUGGAGAUGUAACCUUAAUGAAACUAAUUAUCCAGAUGUUUUAAAAGUCUUAUUUCUGAAUGUUGCUUAAUACUUUAAAUAUAUCCUUAUAAACUUCCACUGAAUUGUAUGUAACUCAUAAUUAUCAUCUACUGGAAUUACAUACCCACCUUGAGGAGGAACAAUAUUCCAAAUAGUAAGUUCAUGUCACUUGACUGAUUUACUGUAAAACAUUGCAGGAACUCCUUUGUCAGUAGCGUUUUGAAGCGCUAUUGGCCCGCUUGUAAUUCUGUCUCGCAUUUAGCAUUGGUUCAGUUAACUUUAAAGGUAGUGCUUUUCUUACCUUUUAUAUCAAUGAAUGUACAUCAGGUUUUAAAUGCAGAUUAUAUGCUUACCUUGCCAACUACUGUUAGCCUGAAAUUUUCCCUGUAUGUUCUAUUGUGGUGGAAUGAUACUUUUCAAGAAGCAGUUUUUUAAAAAAGAAAACAAAAAACAAAACAAAACAAAAAAACAAAAAACCCCCAAACAGUUAGAAUCAUUAAAAAUCUACUUUAGGAGCUCAGUCUUGUAUGUAAGAUUCCUGUUGGCUUCCCUGUUUUUUCUGUAGUUCAGCUGGAAUGUCACAUGCUUUGACUCAAACCAUCUGGUACCAAAUCUUUCCUUCUCAGGGGUCAUAGUGAAUGCCUUGUUACCUCAUUUUGUUCCAGUCAAAAUCACAGUGAAUUAAGCACAAAAGCAUUUGAUGGUAAUUAGUAGCUUUCUGACAGUCCAGGGAUUUGAUGAGUGCAGAGAACACCUCAGCUGUUUAUUUUAAGAAUUUGUUGCUCUAAAUUAAAGUGAGGCUCUUCAGCAGGGCAGUUUGGCUGACAGCGUGACAGUCAGUAUCUUAUUAAAUGGAUGUGUGUGUAUUCAAACCUUUCCACAUUACUCAUCUGACACCUCCCACAGCUAUUAAUUUUCGCUUGAAAAGGUCUACAUUUGAUUUUAAAAGUCAAUAUUAAGAAUAUUUUUCACAAUUUCUUUCUAUUGUAUUUAAUUCUGGCGUACAACUGAAACUGUUCAUAAAAUAAUGCCUUUGAAGAACAUUGCCUGGGGAAAGAUAUGUCAUUUAAUGCCAGAAAUGAUGCAAAGGACAGCAAAGCAGAUUAGAGAAUUUAAAAAUGAGGGGAAAAAUUAGGUCAGCAGAAUAAAUAGAGGCCUUUAAGCCAUUAAAAAAUAGGCAUAUAUCACUCAUUGCUGCAGAUAUAUUCUCUAAGUGUAAAUUACCAGCCUCCAAUAUAGGGCAAUUAUGAGCAAAUGCUAGCUUCAAUACAACUCAAUUUACCAGCUCUGUGUAUAAUGAUUAACCUAGUGGAAAAGAUGUGUAGCAAGUCAGAAGGGAAAGCAUUUGUUUGGUUUGUUGGGUUUUUUUUGAGAAAUGUGAUCAUCCUGGUUCAUAAACAAACAUUCAAUGGAAGUGACAGGGUCAAAGUACUUGGUUCCUAGAGCCCUCGUUCAGUGGAUAUCCGUUCCCAGGGACAUACUGCUCAGCGAAGUAAGGCAGUGGCAGCUGUGGCAGGGCACAAUAAAGAUCUUAGUUGAUCUCAAGGAAAUACAUGGUCUCUAGUAUCUUUACUUCCUCUCUGUAACCUCAGUCAUCUGUCUGCCCUGUGGAUUUCAUGGUGCCACUGGUUCUCCUGUCUGGAGCUGGACAGUCCCUCCUCUCUUGCUCACUCUCUGUUUCUGCGAGAACAAGCUGGCACAGAGGUUCAUGCAGCUAAGCAUAGUAUAUGGGAAUAUAUAAUUAUUUCAGAAAUAACAUGCAACUCAGUGUGAUUUAGUCAUACUUUGACACACCUCUGUCUGCCAAGAAAAAUGCAGGCACUACCUUGUAGAACUGUUGCUAAGAGCACUUCUUCAGGCUCUAGGAGUGAGAAGGUGCUUUAUUGUAUGGUUAGCUGCAGGGCUUAACAGCAGGGUUUCAAUCUGGGACCUGCCAAGAUAUUAAAGCACACAAAUCUGUUGCUUGAAUUAAAGGGUGUGCUUCUGCCUAGGAGACAUAGCACCAUGUAGAAUUAGCCUGGGACGUUGUUUCAUAAAUUUAAAAUACUUUGAAAAGUGAUUUUAUUGACAUUUGUAGCCUAAAAAAAAUUAAAGAUGAGAAAGUUCUGGCCAGCACCAAGUAGAAACAUCUUUUGUUUGGUUUAUAAUAGUUUACAAAUUUUGUAAGAAAGCAGAGACAUUAUGUUAAAAAAAAAAAUCAUUUUCAAUCUGAAGUGUUAGUGGAAACCUUUUUUUUCCCCAUGACUGAGUAGGAGAAUCAUGAAACACAUGUGGCCUGUGCAUUCCUUUUGCUGUACCACCACUUGCAUCCCUGUAGAUUUUUAAGCCUUUUGGAAAAUUCACCAUCGACUAGUUACUUCCUAGUAAGAGCUGAAUUUUGCAGGUACAGCUGGCUGACAUCUUAAUUACAAUAGCAACAUACGGUUUUCAACGUAGUCCAAGUAGUCAGAAGAGGCAGACCUUGAGAAAUAAGUUUGUAGCUUUUUCACUGUUCUGCUUUAGUUCUUUAAAGUUACUGUAAAGUAACUAACUUUUACCAUCUUGUUGUAAUACCAUUAACUUUAGAGAUGAAAUAGUAAGAUGCUAUACGCUGUUGAUAACAAAUAGCAUCUUGUCAUUGCAUAGAAGAUAGAUCCUAUUAUUGAGCUAAAGUGUAAGUGUAGUUUAUAUGUAUGUUUGCAGUGCACAUACUAGAAAAUACACAUAGCACAAUGACCCAGGAUUAUGGGAUCCAGAGGAAGAGGAUUCAGAUACCACGUGACUGGAAUUUCUGUGUUGCUUUAGAAAUCAACACACGGAAUAUAUUUUCCACUUCUUUAGGAAAGAAAAGAAAAGCUGUUCUGUAAACUGUUAUAAAUAGAUAUCCAAUCAGGAUAUCUUCUACAUAUGUUAGAAGGGAUGCAUGCUUUUUCUUUCUAAACAAAUAAUCUAACCACUGCUUCACACGCAAGCCUGUAAUGCUGCCAUUGAUCAGCUGUUACCCAGCUCUACAGAAGGAAGCGAGGAUUUAUAUUUUUUUUUAGCACAGGACAAACAAAUCCAUGCCAUAUUAAAAUGCGCUCACUUAGCCACACUUCUUUCCUCAGGAGUAUUUCAAUUGUCUUUUCUUCUGAGGAAAUUACCCACCUGUCUAAGAAUUUCCCACCUUCUCCACUUUUUAAGUAAAAAAAUCCCUAGUAUUUACAGAAGGAAAAAGCCCAAUAUUCUGUCAGGUCAUCCAGUACGCAGUUUCAGGAGGUUGUAGGGUAUUUGUACAAGCAGUCAACUCCCUGUUUCACAGUUGUUCAUCUGCUUCUAUUAGUUACUCAAAUAAACAGUCAUAAUGCUUGUAGGUAACAUAAUUAGUCACUACAAAAUGACUGCAACAACGAAUUGUGACUUUGUCACUGCAUAGUCACAACCAGAGGCAGACCUCUCAGGAAUAUGUGGAGUUAUUUCUAGGUGGUGAAGGAAAACAUCCACCCUGGAAGACAUCACUUUGUCUUAAAUACUUGGAAACUUUUUGCCAAAGAUUUCAGUGACCCACACUGUGUAACCUUCAGCUUUCUUGUCCAGGAAGGGGAACUGUUUGUAGAUCCGUGUUAUUCUUUCACACCUAUCUGACAUGUAGAAUGUGGGCAGUAUUUAGCUAUGUCAUAAAAAAAAAUAGAGCUCAGUCAUAUUUUUAAAGUGGUUCAGCUCAGUAAAUAGCUAAAUGAGAGUUCAGCCCCACAGAGUUGAAAUGGUAGUUCAGUUCACUUUCUGUCUCCGUUUCCCAGAUAGGCCUGAGUUAAUUAGUAGCCACCCUUCCCAUAUCCAUUUCCUCCUUUUGAGCCUUUUGUGUAUAAACCACAUAUAUUUGUUCAGCCACUGCUCUUGCCAGAUCACCCCCACCCAGCUCAGUCCAAAGGUUUACCCAUUUUGUCUAGCUAAUAAAGGUGAAGGUGGGUACUCUCAAGACAGGUUUUGUAAACCAAUUACUGGUUUCUGUUUUAGUGACACUGCAUUGACUUAAAUACAGAGAUACACAAGGUAGACAGGCGACCAGUGUGUCAUGUACACUUAUGUCCAUAUACGUUUUAAUUUUUGCCAGUGGAGAUUAUAAAUAACCCACUUUACCAGAGAAUUUUCAAGAUUAGAAGUCUUAAUUCUGAGGGUGCUGUCCGAAGGGUUUAUAGGCAUCACGAGGGCUGAUUUGCAAUUGUCCUCCAUAGUGUUCAGGGUAUUUAACUUUUUUAUUCCAUUACAACCUGAAUAACAAAAAAUCUUACAGUUCAGAGCUGAUGGUAUUUGCACACUUCAUAGUGGUAUUAUUCAGCACGCGUGCUACAAAGAAAGAAAAAACUGAGACCUGAGGCUUUGCUUAACAUUUCCCGCUGUUGCUGCUGUCAGUGGCCAAGGCUAUGGAAGACACAAGGAACAUCUGACUGCCGCUUUUCUGACUUAGAUAUGACUGAUGUCAAGAAGGUGCCCCCAGCUGCUGAUAGCUUGCUCUGGCUUCUCCUUCUGUCACACUUGCAUACUGAUGGACCUGCAUGAAGAGGAAAUGCUGCUGUUUUAAGUACAUUAGAAUGGCUGUGCAGAAUAAGAAAAAUGCCCUCCUAACUCAGGAUAUCUAUAAGCUCUAAGGUGAAGCAUGAGGGUUAGUAGAAUUGAUUACAUGGUGGCCUAGGGAACUCAAGGGUCCAUGAAACCAUCAGUGGCCCAGAGGUGAUCUGCAAAAACAGAUCUAGUGCUUGAAACAUUUAAUUAUAAGAAAGCAUGAUAUUUUUAAUAACUGAAGGGAAAACAAACAGUGGUACAAAAUGUGUGAGGACUAUUGAUUUAUUGUUGCUCUAAUCUCUUUUAAUUGUUUCCCAGAAGAUCACAGCUCUUAGAAACAAAAAGACAUAAAAGCAACCAUGCUGAGUCACACUGAAGGACUGUCUAGCCCAGGAUACCAUCUCCCAAAAAUGGCCUUGAAGGGCUGCAUGGGGAAAAGAACCUGGGGAUUUCUCUUCCAUGCAUUUGUCCAGCCUCCCCUGGAACCUGACAAACUUUUAGCAUCUGCAAUAUCUUUGCAAGCUUUGGACAUGUCUCCUACUAGCUUCGUUUGAUGUUCCUUAAUCCAUGCAGGAGAAGAAAGGUUUCCAGGUUUGGAAGAGAAACAUUGUUGGGGAGGAAUCCAAUGAAUUUUUUAAUGAUCUCGCUAAGGAACAAGUCACCGAGUCAACUGACACUACUGAGUCCUUUUCAAGCAAAAUCUACUACGGUUAUCAAUGUACAGUUGCAGCAGGAAAUGUCCUUGUGGCACCUCAGGAAGCAAGCAGAAAGAAGGGGAGUGAUCAGAGUGUGAAUCCUCAAAAACACAGCGCCAAGAAACAGUGUUACCGAAGGGAUGAUGCCAGCGGCUGCGGGAGGCACUACAGGGUAGCCCUACUUCCUUGAGAGUGCACCAGAUACUGGAUGCUUGUGGUAAACCAUGGCAGCUGAUGAUAAGGUUGCCAUUUUAACCGAUGAUGAAGAAGAACAGAAGAGAAAGUACGUUCUUGCUGAUCCUUUCAAUGGCAUUUCCAAGGAUCAAGACUUGCCACCCCAUAAUGAAUCCCCUUCAACGGAGACGACCGCUGUCCCAGAUGAAGAGCUGGACUGGUUAGAAAAGCACUGCGUCAAAAUAAACAAUGAUCUUCUGAUCUCAAAGGUUUUUUAUUUUUUCUUCUACUCUGCGUAUGGCUCGCUUUACCCCUUGCUGCCUGUGUAUUACAAGCAGCUGGGUAUGUCACCCAGUCAGAGUGGACUUCUGGUGGGCAUCAGGUACUUUAUUGAGUUUUGCAGUGCUCCCUUCUGGGGAGUGGUGGCAGACCGCUUUAAGAAAGGGAAGAUUGUCCUCCUGUUUUCGCUUUUAUGCUGGGUUUUAUUUAACCUGGGGAUCGGAUUUGUUAGACCAGCCACCUUAAGAUGCGUACCAAAGGGCCUUCCCCCAGCACAUCCCACCAAUGCAAGCAGCCUUUUAACAACAGUUACGCAAAACGCCUCGAUGUCUUCUCCGCUAACCGCAGUGAGCACUGCGUCCCCGAAACUUCGUGGGAAGAGGGGCCUGCUCACUUCCAGUCCAGUCACUUUGGAAGCGACGGGGACAGCUAAUCCUGAUAUAACGGUCCUGUUACCUACGCAGAGCAAUGAUGUAGGGUUUGUUUUGGAAAACAGCACCCAUUUUAUUUUGAAAAACACCACCACUAGCCCAGUCUCACCAGGGAACGUGACUCCGAGUACCACCCCAGCUGCCAUCACCACAAAGCCAACACCUUCUGACCAAGCUGUGCUCGUUUAUGAUCAACAAGAAGUAGAAGCCAUCUUUCUACUCAUUCUGCUGGUCGUCAUAAUAGGAGAAUUUUUCAGUGCUUCUUCUGUUACUAUUGUGGACACCGUCACCCUGCAGUACCUUGGCAAGCACCGGGACCGGUAUGGAUUGCAGCGUAUGUGGGGGUCUCUGGGCUGGGGGCUGGCCAUGCUCUCCGUGGGAAUUGGCAUUGACUAUACCCAUACAGAAGUUGGCAUUGAAGGUCAAGGAUGUAAAGCUCCCGAGUACAAGAACUACAGGAUAGUCUUCAUUGUUUUUGGUGUUCUGAUGACAAUGGCGUUAAUUGUGGCCACGCAGUUUCGAUUUCAUUAUGCGCACUUCAAGCAAGACGAAAAUAAGAGAAAAGAAGUAGAAAUCUCACAGGUGGACAGAAGCGCCUCCAAUGAAUCCUCUGAUAACACUCCUACCAGCAUGAGCCAGUCUUUCAGUUUUUGGGACCUAAUAAAACUGCUGUGUAGCAUCCAGUACGGCUCGGUGCUCUUUGUGGCGUGGUUCAUGGGCUUUGGAUAUGGCUUUGUGUUCACCUUUCUUUACUGGCACUUGGAAGACCUGAAUGGCACCACCACUCUCUUUGGAGUUUGUUCUGUGCUCAGUCACGUGUCAGAGCUGACUGCCUACUUCUUCAGCCACAAACUGAUUGAACUGGUUGGCCAUAUCAGAGUGCUUUAUAUUGGUCUUGCCUGUAAUACAGCUCGGUACAUUUAUAUCUCGUAUCUGGAAAACGCCUGGACUGUUCUUCCGAUGGAGGUACUUCAAGGUGUCACGCAUGCGGCUAUAUGGGCGGCUUGUAUUUCGUACCUGAGUGCAGCAGUGCCUCCGGAGCUGAGAACGUCAGCCCAGGGAAUCCUGCAGGGUCUCCACUUGGGUCUGGGCAGAGGAUGCGGGGCGAUGGUUGGAGGGGUUUUGGUCAAUUACUUCGGUCCUGCUGCCACAUUCAGAGGAAUAGGAAUGGCUUGUUUAGUGAUUCUUCUUCUAUUUGCACUGAUCCAGUGGCUGUUAGUUCCUGGUGAAGAAGAAGAAAAGACAAUGCUGGCGGAAAGGAUCCCAGUGCCUUCCAGUCCCGUUCCCAUAGCAACUAUUGACCUGGUACAACAGCAAUCAGAAGAUAUCAUGCCUCGGACUGAGCCCAGACUCCCUCUAAAGAAAACUAAACACCAAGAAGAGCAAGAGGAUGUGAACAAGCCUGCCUGGGGCAUCAGCUCGUCUCCUUGGGUCACCUUAGCUUACGCUGUCUACCAGAUAAAAGAGAUGGUUAAACUAUCCAAAACCAAUCCAGCUCCCGAGAAUCAGCCUUUGCAGAAAAUCAAUGAGAAUUGCAGUGCUUCAUCAGCCAGCUCAGCAAGACAACCCCAAAAUCCGACAGAUUCUGGGCAGUCCAGAAAUUGUUCAGCACCAACACCUACAGCAACAUCAGAUUCCCAAGUAGAUGGUGGCCGCGUUGUGUCAGAUCAUGAUGCUCAGCCUGCUGCUGCAGGGCCCUGAGAUGCGCUCAUCUUAUCAAAUCCAGUGCAUGGAAUUCUGCUUCUCACCUGGGAAACGCUGGAGUAGGAGCUCAAAAGUAGGACUUCCUUCAUCUUAACGAUCAUAAUGUGAUGCAGUGCAAGCUUUUAACUAUAUAAAGAGUAUUCAUAUGACUACACAGAGCCACAUGAGCAGGGAAGCCAAAAGUUCGGGAUUCUUGAGGGAAUUGAUGUGGCCAGAUCUAGCGGUAGGAAGAAUUCUUGGCUACUUUGCUAAAGCUGAGGCAAGUGCUAUGAGAUUCCUCUGCAGUCUGUAGAAGGGAGUUCACUCCUCGCUUGUUGAGGCACAGAGUGUCUGGCUUCAUUGGGUAAUUUUCUUUGAAUUUGUUCCCAAGACAAAAAGAAAAGACUUUUUAGGAGAGAAACCUGAGUUUCCCUGCAUAGUCUGUUAGAAAAUAUCAGACCCAAUAAACAUAGGAACAGCAUGAAAACUGUAAAGAUUUCUCAGAGAGUAGCUUUAGGAAGCGUAUCUUCAUAUUACGGUGAUGGAGUAAGUGAACUGCACACGUAUUCAAAGAAUAUGUUUUUGAAGCUAACGUUAUCUUGUUUGAGAUAAAGGUCUACUUCUGCCAAGCAAAGAUUUUUGAACUGGCAUUUUAGUGAAAUGGAAAAGUGGGAGGAAGGCUUCUGAAGAAGUUAACCUCUGCGCUUGCAGCCCUCCAGUUGGGCGUAGGUUGUGUGCGUUCGGGUAAUUUAGGUUUGAUGCUGUACUGAGAUGAGAAUCUUUGGUCAGGGUUGCACAGCCUGAGACUGAUCAAGGGUUUCGGUGGACACGCUUUUUUUUUUUUUGUUAUUAUUUCGUCAUCUAUACAAUGGUUUAUUUAAUGCAGUGUAGUUACUGUGGUUAUUUAUUAAGAAAACAGUAAGCUUUAAGUGCCUAGGGAAGGUGGGGGUACGGAGGAAUUGCCUAAAAAUCUUAGUGAUUAGGUUUAUGGGGGCAAAGUCGUCGAUGCAGAAAUCAAGCAGAGUGAGAGUUUCUCAGGAGGAAGCAAACAUAACUAAAUUGCAGCACGUUUAGGAAAUUACUUUGCCCAGUGCCAGGACACUGGAAGACCCUGUGUUACGUUUUGUUACGCUUUUCAAUAUUAACUGCAGCCAGCUCGCGUGCUGGUGCACAGUGACGAUUGCUGCUGGAGGGAAAUCCUGGGGCUCAGGGAGGACUCGGGGGGGUUCAGUCAGGACAGCGUUUUGGCGCGUUUGCUUACAUGAACAGCUUGUUCCUGGGAGAUCCGGAGCGCUCAGCUUCUACGGGACCGAGUAUCGCUUGGCCCUCCUCAAAGGCAGAGGUGUGCGAUGCGUCGGGCCUUCCGCGGGGAAGGCGCGCGGUGGGACGGUACAGCGACCCAGGGGCAAGCCCCAGAGGAGCGCGGGCUUGGGGGAGAGGGGGUGGCAGCAGCUGAGGAGGACAGGGGGCGCGCAGGUUAACCCGCUUUGGCAUCCAGCUAGCUUGACUGAAGGGGUGGCUGUGCUUUAGCUGUGCUUUUAGAGCAACCCAUGUUCCGGUGGUGCCUGGGACCAACACCAUAGACAAUAACGAGAAACAUCGAUGACUAGCCACUAGUUACUUUUUUUGCACUUGAACUUAAAUGUACUGUACUCACGUAAAUCCUCAUGACUCGUCUAAGUGUCCUUUAAAAUCAGAGAUGUAUUUAUUGUAUGUUUGUAUAACUUGGGGGAAAACCGAAGGCUGAACAGGUGACGGGAAGGAAGGAGGCUAAAACCCAUCUCGAGGCAAACCACCCAUCUGUGGAGCUCACGCCGGACGGCGUUACCUCGGCUGCUGCUGCAUAGCGCCUGGAUUGUGAGGUGAAGAGCUUGUACACUGUGUUUACACUUCAGAGUUGUGUGUUUGAGAUGCCUGCUCUUUUUGGAAAUGUAUAGUCAUUCUGUGUUGCGAAUUGGACGUGUACACCUGGGUUUUGAUAUUUGUGAAACUGUAAAAACUGUGGUAAGAAAUACAAAAUAUCCGUAAUGUA
This is a messenger RNA of Falco peregrinus (peregrine falcon), 12978 nucleotides long. It is a transcript of the gene MFSD6, whose product is annotated as major facilitator superfamily domain containing 6. Gene Ontology annotation, cellular component: plasma membrane. The coding region runs from base 8604 to 10964 and encodes 786 amino acids. The record is from RefSeq and is a predicted model, not a curated record. The transcript has 12 exons. NCBI's taxonomy places the organism in Eukaryota, Metazoa, Chordata, Aves, Falconiformes, Falconidae. Gene Ontology annotation, biological process: antigen processing and presentation of exogenous peptide antigen via MHC class I.